This is a messenger RNA of Sclerotinia borealis F-4128, 6738 nucleotides long. The record is from the annotation of a GenBank genome assembly. Lineage: Eukaryota; Fungi; Ascomycota; Leotiomycetes; Helotiales; Sclerotiniaceae.
AUGCCUAAAUUAGGACGCUCUAUCCUUGCUUUCGUGGCCGUCACAAGUUCUAUUGGUGGUUUCAUCGCGGACUGGAACGAUACCCAUGUCUACAACCCACGUUGGCCUCCACACGCUAAAUUCCACAAUGGCCAAACAAUGUCAAUGGGCUUGAUUGUCGGAAUCGGUGGUCUCUAUUACCUCUACCGCCCAAAUGCCUCAAACGCCGUCGAGAAAGAGUCACUGUACAUGGCUGCAUUCCUCACGAGUCUGACUUGGGUCACGCAGCUUAGCGCGGCCUUGUACCCAGGGUCCCUGCCCAUGGAUCCUGAGUUUGGGGAUGGAUUUCCGCAAGCGUAUUUCUGCACCGUGUUGUUGAGCAUGGUUGCUAUUGGGACAGCUUUGGAAAGUGCAAGGCUCAAGAAUUGGGAAUGGCACUCUACAUCACUGGCCAAUGAUAAUUCGAGGUUUACUUCACCCAAGAUUCAAUCCACUUUGAUUUUAGCUCAUGCUGUCUAUCCACCUAUGCUCAUGGAUCGGCACAUCGAAUUUUAUAUUUUUGGAGACCAAUCUGAAAAGAUUGAUGAAGGACUCUGCACUCUUAUCUGCUCUGAACGCGAUGCUAUUCUAGAUUCAUUCUUAACGAAAUCAUAUGAAGCCAUCCGGUCCGAAAUCCAGGAGUCAAAAUUGGAAGUACCUUUCAAGUUUGCAAGCCUUCUAGACCUUCUAGCUUUACGAAAAGAUGGACUCAAGAGUGUUCCACUAGACCACGCUCUCACUUUUGUGUAUCAAAUUGGGCUCUUCAUCCGAACUUGCCAUAAGCUUGGGCACUAUCCGCAGGCACCAAGCUCUUAUUUGGCAGGGAUCUGUACUGGCACACUCGCUGCAGCUGCGGUCAGUUACAGCCAGUCACUCUUCGAGCUUGUACCAGUGGCAAUACAAGUUCUGAUCAUCUCAUUUCGCGCUGGUGUACUGGCUGUAGAGGUCAAAACGCAUGUGUCAUUGGAUGAUAACACCGGAGCUUCAUGGGCGGUGCUUUAUCCGGAGUUGACGAUAGAGAAGGCAAAUUCUUGUAUCAAAAGCUUUUCGCAAUCUCAUAGGGUUCCUUUGAUCUCAAGGCCAUAUGUAAGUAGUAGUUCAAAUCGUGGUGUUACAAUCAGUGGCCCGCCUGAGCUACUGAGAGUCUUUAAGAAACAUCGAGAUGUAAGCGCCUACAGAGGUAUAGAGCUGUCUAUAAAUGCUCCUUACCAUGCGUCACAUCUUUAUACCACACAGGAUAUUGAAUGUCUCUUAAAUCUGGGCCCAGCACACCCCUGGCUUGAUACACGCAGAAGUAUCCCAAUUCUAUCAAUUGCGACGGGAGAGAUAAUAGAUACCCGUGUCCUAAGAGACAUGCUACAAAAUGCCCUUACAGACAUCUUCCUGAGACCAAUGCAAUGGGAUUUGCUGGCAAGCGCGUUAGAUUCUCUUUUACAACCGUCAAAAAAUACCAAAACCUUGUUGAUUCCAAUCUCCACAGAUGUCGGCCCUGGCACCAAAGCAGUGUUGAAGAUGAAGGGGAACACGAACAUCGAAAUCGCAGCCCAUCCACUCUUAUCCGCAAGUGAUAAAAAUUUGUUUGAUGCCGGGAGACACAAAACGUACUCAAGUGCUGCUGGAAACUUGCCAAGGUCCAAGAUUGCCAUUAUUGGCAUGUCAGGCAGAUUUCCCGGGGCAAACGACACCGCGAAAUUCUGGGACAUUCUUCAUGAUGGACUUGAUGUUCAUGAGGUCGUACCUCCGCUCCGAUGGGAUCCAAAAACGCAUGUGGAUCUUUCAGGGACCAGUAAAAAUACCAGUGCUACACCCUAUGGUUGCUGGCUUGAGGACCCGGGAUUAUUUGAUGCAAGAUUCUUUGGCAUGUCCCCAAGGGAAGCUCAGCAGGUUGAUCCUGCGCAGCGUCUUGCCCUGAUGACCGCCUAUGAGGCGCUAGAGCAAGCAGGUGUUGUUCCUGACGGGACGCCGUCCACUAAACGAGAUCGAGUUGGAGUGUUCUACGGUGUCACAAGCAACGAUUGGAUGGAGACGAAUAGCGCGCAGGAUAUUGACACAUAUUUCAUCCCCGGAGGAAACCGCGCAUUUAUUCCUGGUCGCAUCAACUACUGCUUUAAGUUCAGCGGGCCGAGCUAUAGUGUGGACACGGCAUGCUCAUCUAGUCUGGCAGCAAUUCAUCUUGCAUGCAACUCCCUCUGGCAGGGUGACAUCGAUACCGCGAUUGCUGGUGGUACCAACGUGUUGACGAACCCAGAUAUGACGAGCGGGCUUGACAGAGGACACUUUUUAUCGCGUACAGGAAACUGCAAAACAUUUGAUGACUCGGCUGAUGGCUAUUGUAGAGGAGAGGGGGUCGCUACGGUGAUUCUGAAGCGCCUCGAAGACGCGUUGGCAGAUAACGACCCGAUUCAGGGCGUGAUACUAAACGUUUCCACCAACCAUUCAGCAGAAUCUAAUUCCAUCACUCGUCCAAAUGUGGGAGCUCAAAAGGAUAUGUUCCAAAAGGUCCUUGGCGGUACGAAUCUCUCAGGUGUCAGUUAUGUCGAGAUGCAUGGGACCGGGACACAAACCGGCGACGUUGCUGAGAUGUCAAGCGUUUUGGAAUGCUUCGCAGCCAAAGUUGGUCAGCGUCCUGAGUACCGUCCUCUUUAUCUUGGUUCUGCAAAAGCAAAUGUGGGUCAUGGCGAGGCUGCUGCGGGAGUGACGAGUCUUAUCAAAGUAUUGCUAAUGAUGCGGCAUGAUACGAUCCCCCCUCAUUGUGGCAUCAAAACCGUGACAAAUCGCAAAUUUCCCGAAGAUUUGUUUUCUCGUGGUAUUCGUAUCGCCAACAAGCCAAUCAAGUGGAAACAAGAGCAAGACGUUCCUCGUCGCACACUGAUCAAUAACUUUAGUGCUGCAGGCGGUAAUACUGCUCUGCUGUUGGAAGAUCCGCCUCUGACGGUGGCUGACUCGGAAAUUGACACUCGGACAACACAUAUAGUUACCGUCACUGCCAAAACGGCUUCCGCACUGAAAGCAAAUGCGCAAGCCUUGUUGUUAUUCCUCACGCAUACUCCUUCAUCCUCCUUUACACUGCCAUCUCUUUCCUAUACGACAACUGCAAGACGCACUCACCAUCCUCAUCGUAUCGCCAUAAGUGGAUGUGACGUCGAUGAGAUUGCGGGGAACCUGUCCAAGGCAAUAAUUUCCGAGGUCGGAAAGACGAGAUCCAUCUCGAGUCCUUCAAUUGUUUUUAUAUUUACUGGACAAGGCUCCAGCUAUAUUGGAAUGGGAAAGGAGUUGUUUGACAGUAUCUCCUCUUUUCGAGCUGACAUCUAUCGAUAUGACAAAUUGACGCAAACCCAAGGCUUCCCUUCAAUCCUGCCCAAUUUCACCAUGGAUAAAAACAGUAUUCAGAUAUCAGAUCAAUCACCAACAGCAGUCCAACUGACUCUCAUUUGCUUACAGAUGGCGUUAGUCAGGCUUUGGGCUUCUUGGGGCGUGACCCCUAGCUCCGUUGUUGGCCAUAGUCUUGGUCAUUAUGCUGCAUUGAAUACUGCCGGAGUUAUUACGGCGGCGGAGACAAUCUACUUGGUAGGAAUGCGUGCUCAAGAACUCGAGAAGAGUUGCGUGUCUUAUACACAUUUGAUGUUGGCUGUCAAAUCUUCGUUUGAUAUACUGAGCCCCUCUUUAAAAGAUAGACAAGUUGAGAUUGCUUGCAUUAACGGCCCGAGCGAUAUUGUGCUUAGCGGGACUCGCGAGGACAUUGAAAGUUUGUCCGAGGUAUUAAAGUCCCACAAAAUCAUGUCGACGAUUCUCAAAACCUCUUAUGCUUUUCACUCCUCACAGAUGAACAACGUACUUGAGGGUUUCACUCAAGGUGCCCAAGGAGUAUCCUUCCACCCGCCAGCUAUUCCUGUGAUAUGUUCUCUUUCAGCAGCUGUGGUUCGUCUCCCCGGAGCUUUUGGACCGGAACACCUCGCGGACCAUUGCCGUAGACCCGUUGAUCUUGUUGGAGCACUUGCCGCUGCAAGUAAAGAAAGUGUCAUCACAGACAACACAAUCUUUAUUGAGAUUGGUCCCCAUCCUACGGUUUCGCGAAUGGUGAAAUCAAUUGUGAGCCAUCGCUCAACUGUCCUUCCAUCACUCAAGCGCGAUACAGAAACUUGGAAAACUCUGUCGGAUGCAUUAUCAUCGUUAUAUCUUGGAGGUGCCGAAAUUCGAUGGAAAGAAUUCCAUCGGGACUUUCCGUCGUGCCAAAAGGUUGUGGAGCUGCCGGCAUAUCAAUGGGACCUCAAGGACUACUGGAUAAAGUAUGUCAAUGACUGGUCACUUCGAAAGGGGGAUCCGAUUUCCUUUUUGGAUGCCGGGCAGCACAGACAUGUGGAAAUCCUUAGCACGACAAUCCACAAGGUAGUAUCAGAGUAUAUGAGGGAUCAGUCUGGUUCAAUAACUGUAGAGUCUGACAUCCAUCGUUCUGAUCUCUAUCCCCUAGUUCAAGGACACAAAGUGAAUGGUAUUCCACUUUGCACACCGUCCGUGUACGCCGAUAUUGGACUGUCUAUAGGUCGGUAUCUCCUCAGCAAAUAUCGACCAGCCAUGGAAGAACAACAAAUUGAUAUCUCAAAUAUGGUAAUUGAGAAGGCGCUCAUUGCGCAAAGCCAAGGUCCACAGCUACUUCAUACAUCAGUAGAUAUCGACUGGCACCAGAAGAGCGCCAAAUGCCAAUUUUCGACGGUCGAUAAAAACGAAAAGCCCAUCGUUGUACAUGCUAAGUGUACCAUCCUAUUCACGCCUCGUCCUGAUCCUCAAUUGCUGGAAGAUAGCGGACUAGAAUACGAAUUGCGAAUCAAACAACUCGAAGCAGGCCUCGCUGAAGAUGUAUGCUAUAAAUUCAACAAGACAAUGAUAUAUAGAAUGGUAGAUACGCUGGCCGAAUUUGAUGCAGCAUACCGCGCUCUAAGCGAGGUGGUUCUGAAUAGCGCGUCCAUGGAAGCAGGUAGUAAAGUUGAUCUCAGAGUUGUCAAGGAUACCGAGAGUAACAUUUUCCACACGCAUCCCGCUUAUAUCGAUUCCUUUUCUCAAUGUGCCGGAUUUGUUAUGAACGCUAACGAUCAAUCGGAUCCCACCUCUGAGGUAUUUGUAAAUCACGGCUGGGGGUCUUUCAAACUCUUUGAACGCCUCAUUCCAGACAAAGUUUAUAGGACAUUUGUCAAAAUGGUGAAGACGCAAGGUUCUAUUUGGGAAGGUAAUGUGAUGAUCCUUGACGGCAAUCGGAUUGUUGGUAAAUUUGAAAAGAUUCAGCUUCAGGGUGUCCCUAAACGGCUUCUACAUAGCAUCCUGCUAUCAGCAAGUAGGCAACAAUCGCAAGAAGAUACUUCAAAGUAUUCCACAAAGAGACCAACAAGCAUGGAUCAGGCUACACCAUCAAUACCUUCCCCUAGAGCUGGCGAUAUAAUGACCAAUACAAAUAUUGAUAGCCACUCAAGGCAGAUCGAGGCCAAGUCUAUUGUGACGGAAAAAGUCAUGAUCGACAAGUAUAACAAACUCAUGGAGAUUGUCUCCGAGGAGACUGGUAUAGAUAUUCACGAGUUGAACGACGAGACUGACUUUGUAACAAUUGGAGUUGACUCUCUGUUAUCAAUAAUCAUAACAAGCCGCCUUGAUGAAGAGUUGGAUUUUAAUACACAUUUUGGACUCUCCCUUUUUGACCAAUUCUUUACCGUGGGCGAAUUGAAAAGUGGUUUGGCUCGGUCUAUGGGACUAUCGCCUGGUACGAGAAGCUCGACCUCUUCUUCCGCUCAUGGUGAUACUCCAGCAACACUCCAUUCCCCAACUAUGACGGAAACACAGUUUGCAUCACCAUCAUUCUCCAUCGAGACCUCAUCACAGUCUUCACUCGCUUUAGAUGAUGGAGAAAUGAUUGAGAACGCACAUGUUCGCCAACCCACAUCCGUCGUUCUACAAAAAGCUCAUACAAGUAGCAAUGUUCGAACAUUGUUUUUGUUUCCUGAUGGAUCGGGAUCGGCGUAUUCCUACGCCAGUAUACCGCGAAUAAACGGUGAUUUGACAGUUGUUGCCCUCAUAUCAGCAUACAUGCGAGAGCCCGAAGAAAUGAAAUGCUCGUUCGAUGAGCUCGUCACUAGUUUUCUAGUUGAGAUAAAAAGACGACAGCCCAGUGGGCCCUACAACUUAGGCGGCUGGUCGUCCGGCGGUAUCUUUGCAUAUCGGGCUACGCAAAGACUCAUUGAGGAGGGCCAAAGAGUCGAUACCUUGGUGAUUAUCGAUUCUCCGGAGCCGAAAGGCAUGGAUCGGUUACCCCAGCGCUUCUAUGAUCACUGCAGUGCCAUUGGUAUAUUUGGACAGAUCAAAACAGACGGCAGCUCCGUCUCUGUGCCCCCAAAGUGGCUGAUCCCGCAUUUCAAUGCCACUAUCGACGUGUUGCACGAAUACUGGGCUGAACCUUUACCGGUAGGUCUCACGCCCAAAACUUCAAUCAUUUGGGCAAGGCAAUGCACCCUUGACGGUAUCAAGCAUCCAAAACUCCCACCGAGUGCUGAUGACACAGAGGGUAUGAAAUUUUUGACCGAGGAACGAACUGACUUCAGUGCCGGCGGUUGGGCCGAUCUCUUUCCGGGUGCCAAGAUAGAUGUCCAUGUAGUCGAAGGAGCAAAUCACUUUUCCAUGAUGAAUAAUGAAUACGCUUCAUCCUUGGCUAGUUUCAUUCGAUCGGCCACAUCUAAAUAA